AUGCAAAUUUCUGAGCUGAUCAAACUGGCCAGGAGCAGCAGAAGCCGCAGCAGCAGCAGCAGCAGCGGCAGCCUACGCAGCAACAGCAACAGCGGCAGCGGCUCAAGAAUUAUUAUUAAAUUCGAUAUAAAUAAUAUUCGCAACGGCUGCAGCGCGCGGCCCCCCGCCCGAUCCCCUCGGCUGGACAGUCUGCUGAUUAAUAAAAGACGGCUGCCGUGGCAGAAGUUCCGAGAUGGCCCGCGGUGCUUAAAAAUUCUGAGGCAUCUGUCAAGUCGAGCGAAGGUGAAGGUUUCGCACAGGCGCAGCAGGACCUGGUCUGCAGAUCUGGCGAUCUGGGUAUCUACGUAGGUAUACAAUGGUAUACGGGUGUACAAAGGCGAUCCGGGGACCGCGAACUCACAAAAGUUUUAG
Drosophila erecta is the source of this 411-nucleotide messenger RNA. RefSeq lists its product as uncharacterized. NCBI's taxonomy places the organism in Eukaryota, Metazoa, Arthropoda, Insecta, Diptera, Drosophilidae. The record is from RefSeq and is a predicted model, not a curated record.